AUGGAGGAAGACUGGGAGCUCAUCAUUGAGAGUGUUGAACUGCUGUGGAGGACGGAUGUAAAAGCGCAGAUGCCGAUAAACUUGACAGAAAAUGAGUUAGAAAUCUCAAUCGCAUCGUUUCUGCCAAGAUUCGAGCCGUAUGAUCUCAAAUUACCUGUCUGUCUGCCGAAGUGUCACCAAAACAUUACCAGGACUAUACAAAUCUACCCAUUACCUCAUCGAACUGACGGUGGUAGUACCGCGAAGCUCGACUUCCUUUAUGGUGGGCUACACAUACAUGAGGCAGAAUCAUGGAACCCGUUCUUCCCGUUUGGUUUCUAUGUCUCCUGGGGUGACUUUCUCAGAUACAGUUCCAGCCAAGACCAAUACAACUCACUUGGCUACAAUCUCGCCAGUCCACUUCCAAUUGGCGGAGAUACGCCGUUCGAACAAUGA
Molecule: messenger RNA, 435 nt
Organism: Verruconis gallopava
Lineage: Eukaryota; Fungi; Ascomycota; Dothideomycetes; Venturiales; Sympoventuriaceae
Exons: 1
Coding region: 1-435 (144 amino acids)
Source: RefSeq, a predicted model, not a curated record